UAAAAAAUAUAUUGGGAUCCGCCAGUGGUGGUGCUCGAGCACCGAAAACAAUGACGGACAUUCGAGUCGACGAGAAGAAGAAGAAGAAGAGUGCGGUAAGAGUGUAAACAGAAGCGUAACAGCCGCUUGUGAUGCUCUAAAUCAGCUCUAUUUAUCACACUAUAAUCCUGUAUGGUCACGAGAAAUCCUGGAGAGGCAGUUUUAACAUGGAGUGACACGACUUCUGACGUACAGAUGCCACUGGCACAUGCCCAUAGAUAUAUACACUAGAUGUCGCCUGGCCUAUUGUUGUCUAUUGGACGGAAUGCAUCUAAAGCGCCGCCAUCUUGCUACAGGGUAGCGCUCCUUUGAAAUGAAUGCGGGACCAAGCUGAGGAAGCAGCAAACAGGAGGAAUUACAGCAGGAGAAAGAACUGACAUACUGUAGUAAAGAUGGAGAUUGAGGAAGAACCCUGCAGAAUAAAGGAGGAAGAGACAGAGGAACAAAUAGACCAGGCGGAGGGGAAUGAAGACAAACAGCACCUGUUUAAUAAUCCUCAACGAUUCACAAGUGAACAUUCACAAAUGAAAACGGAACAGAAAUACAUACAGAUCGAGCAAGAUCGAAGAAUUAGAGUCAUAGGAUCUUUCAUCUGCUGCGAAUGUGGGAAGAGUUUAAAAAGUGAACUAUGGCUUAAAAAGCACACGAUGAUGGUUCACACUGGAGAAAAACUACUAACAUGCACUCAGUGUGGAAAAGGUUUUGUAGACGAAGCCAAACUGGAGUCACACUUGAAGAGUCACACUAGAAACCGAUCAUUUACCUGCACUGAGUGUGGGAAGAUGCUCAAAAGUGAAGACAAGUUAAACAACCACGUGAGGAUUCACAAUAAAGAAAGACCCUUCAGCUGCUCUGUGUGUGGAAAGAGCUUCAAGACUGAACACAACUUAAGCCAGCAUCAGCGUGUUUACUGUGACGUGAAGCCGUUGAGCUGUGAUCAGUGCCAUAAAACAUUUCUCUCCAGAUCACGGUUAAAAUCACACCUUAAAUUUCACUCUGAAGUGAAGCCUCACGUUUGCUCUCUGUGUGGAAAGAGUUUCUUAUAUCUGAAUAUGUUAAAGGAGCACGAGCUUAUUCAUUCUGGAGUCAAACCUCAUGUGUGUUCAGACUGCGGGAAGAGCUUUAGUUCAUCAAACUACCUAAAAAAGCACCAGAUCGUCCACACUGAUGUGAAUCCGUUCUCCUGCACUCAGUGUGGGAAGACUUUCAAGGAGAAAAGAUCUCUGAAAGAUCAUCUGACCGCUCACGCCGGAGUGAAGCCGUUCAGCUGUGAUCAGUGCGAUAAAACAUUUCUGUCUGCAUCGUACCUUAGAAAACACUUGAAAGUUCACUCCGGACUCAAGCCUCAUGUUUGCUCCUUUUGUGGAAAGAGUUUUCUGGCGCUGCAAGCUUUAAAGCUUCAUCAGAUGAUUCACACCGGAGAGAGACCUUACGUGUGCUCUGAGUGCGGGGACAGCUUUCUCAGAUCGAACUACUUAAAAAAGCACCAGCGGAUUCACACCGGAGAGAAACCGUUCGCAUGCGCUCAGUGUGGAAAGAGUUUCAGAUAUAAAAACAAUCUAAAAGUGCAUCUGGUCUCUCAUACUGGAGUGAAGCCGUUCAGCUGUGAUCAGUGCCAUAAAACAUUUGUUUGUUCAACAAACUUGAGAAACCACCUUAAAAUGCAUGCUUCUGUGAAGCCUCAAACAUGAUUCUGCCUUAAUGAAGCUCUUUUUGUGAUAGAAGCACAACUGCGACCUUUAUAAGCCCAUCAGAUUCUUCAUACCGGAGUGAAACCUCAGUUUUGGUGCAUCAAGCUACUUAAGGAAACACCAGAGAAUUCACACUUUAGAGAAACUGUACAAGUGUUCACAUUAGCCCCG
Molecule: messenger RNA, 1901 nt
Organism: Danio rerio (zebrafish)
Lineage: Eukaryota; Metazoa; Chordata; Actinopteri; Cypriniformes; Danionidae
Source: RefSeq, a predicted model, not a curated record